AUGCUCGGUGCAUCCGCUGUCCUAAUCUUCGCCGUUUACCUAUCCCUCGCCUCGCCCCUCUCGGUUAACCUGCCGACCGCUGACAUCUCCAUCCUCAUAUGGACCUUUGCCUCUGCCUUCGUGCAGACCUUCGUCGCCGCCCCCAUCUCUGUUCUAGCGUCGACCUCCGUCCUCGUCCUCGGGUGUACCACUGGCCAACCCCUCGCCCUUGUGCGAGGCCUAUCUGUUCCAACUAGGAACCCAACCAUGUCCCUCGACCCCUCAGCUUCUACCUCGCCCAUGGUUCCUUACAAAUACAUCUUCUAA
Molecule: messenger RNA, 306 nt
Organism: Morchella sextelata
Lineage: Eukaryota; Fungi; Ascomycota; Pezizomycetes; Pezizales; Morchellaceae
Exons: 1
Coding region: 1-306 (101 amino acids)
Source: RefSeq, a predicted model, not a curated record